Molecule: messenger RNA, 1900 nt
Organism: Phytophthora nicotianae INRA-310
Lineage: Eukaryota; Oomycota; Peronosporomycetes; Peronosporales; Peronosporaceae
Exons: 1
Coding region: 347-1768 (473 amino acids)
Source: RefSeq, a predicted model, not a curated record
GGCCAUGGACUCGGGAUUGAUGGUCGCUUAACCGCGUGACCACAAAUGAAAAUGGUCAGUUCCGCGAUGGUCGUCAAGUGCGGCGCUCCUUCACCAAGUUGACGAGAUGUAUGACACCACCUGUAAUCGACCUGCGGUGAAGGGCCAUCUCCGCAAGUCUGGGAAGCCCAGUUGAAGCGAAAGCCAGAUUAUCAGGCGAUAUAUCGGCCUAAUCCGCUCCCGACACUGUCGAAAACGGGUCAACAAGCAGCUGGACUCGGCACGUCGACCAUGAUGUGCCACGGCUUCCUGACUCAAAAUCUCGUCUUACAUUGGGAACACCUCGACCUGGCUAAACUGCCGAUUUAUGCGCGAGGAAGCAUGUCCACCGAGAGCGAUGGCGGUUGAGACCUACGUGGCUGAAUUUUCGUCUCUCCACAGUCGAUUCCGAGCGCUGCUGAGCAUGCACCACCGGCGAACGGAAGCCAGCACCGUUCUCAAUGAAGAUAACCGAGCGUCGCGCGUCAGCGAGCGCUUCUCGAACCCUUUCGCGCCUCUAUCACUGUCAGCUGAGGCGGUGGUAGGACUCGAGACAUUGACACAAACACUCGUGGCACGAAACAUGGAGGCAUACGAACGGCAUUUGCAUGAUAACGGCAACAAUGUGGACAAGUCCCGGUGGAAACUCAUGUACGAACAGGGAGGGCUGCGCUCAUACGCAGAACGCAGCAGCACUCCGUCAUUUAACUUUGGAGCGGCGAUGGGAGCGGCGGCAGGACAUUUAGACCGACGAGCGCCAGUGUUCACGCAGUCCUCAACAACUACCAUACCGUCAGUUUUAGUGGUUGGAGCGAUCGAAGGAGAACUGGACGAUACAAUGUACGGAUUCAUGUGUCCAACACUGGAUCAGAUGCGGGUCAAGACGUCGUACGUCAAAGACGGUCUUGUACGUGGCAGUGUGUUAGCUACACUCGUCUCUCCAACAGUGGAAGACCCGUUCACGUCGGUUGUAGUCAAGUGGAUGGAGAAAGGUCAGUCGAAACAUGCUCGAGCGAUGGUAAAGAACCGCGACUACGUGUAUCUGGAGGCCACGGGUGUCGACUAUCUUCGCAACGGGGAGCGAGUUGGCUACCAAAUUGUGCACUCGAUCCAAUUCCCAGAGACACCAGAGCGUUCAUCCGCUAUACGAGGCAACAUGUCCAUCUGCGCAUUCUACAGACAGAAGAACAGCGACGAAACGGAUGUCUACGUUAAAGGCUUCCUCAAUCCUCUGAAUGGACUGGAGAACUCCAUUAUCACGCGGUCAAUUGCUCGGACGCUGCUCUCCGUGUCCAGAAAUGUCCAUUGUUGCAAGAUGAAGAAGAUCAAAUGGGCCAUACGGCAAAGACAUCGAUCAGACAGGCAAAUACCGGUUGAUCCCAUGGCUGACGGACCUUGUGUGACUUGUGGGAAGAAGCGCUCAGCUGUCUCCAGUCUUCUCUCUGCAGCUGCUAGUCGAAUGACUGGGGGCAGGAACUUCCGCUGGCGGCGUCGGUGUAAACUCUGCGAGCGCUACGUGUGUCCGGACUGUCGUAGCUUGCACAAACUUACGUUUGUUUUACCGGAUCAUCGCUUGGUACAACAGCAGAUCGCGCUUUGUUACGGUUGUCUGGAAAAUGCACUCGGUGUUAAGGCUGUCGAUGUUGCUCGCGACGAACUGAAGCGACGACGCUGGUCACUCUACGAAUGGAGAGAUACAUACGCCACCUCGACAAGCUCAAAUCCGAUAACGAUCAACGAGCUCAAUUAGCACAGGAAACCCAGGAAAACUAAGUAUCAAAACGCUUCACAGCAAUAAAAAUUCAACUCAACUGCAAAUCCAUCAGAACAACAGACAGGCAAUUGCUCAACCGGAAUAAAUUGAAGGAGGCGAGAGCGAGUG